Molecule: messenger RNA, 7833 nt
Organism: Styela clava
Lineage: Eukaryota; Metazoa; Chordata; Ascidiacea; Stolidobranchia; Styelidae
Product: fatty acid 2-hydroxylase-like
Biological process (GO): lipid biosynthetic process; fatty acid metabolic process
Cellular component (GO): endoplasmic reticulum; membrane
Molecular function (GO): heme binding; iron ion binding; fatty acid 2-hydroxylase activity
Source: RefSeq, a predicted model, not a curated record
UGAUAAUAUUAUCACACUUAACCUGGUGAUUGAACUAGCCACUGGCCUCAACAAACGAAAUACAAAUUUGAUUUGGUAAACUUCAACAAAUAUGCCACAAUUUACGAAAGAAGACUUUGAAAAAAUUUCUAGUGACAAACAGACAUUGGUCAUAAGAAAUAAAAAGGUUUAUGACAUCUCGAAGUUUGUCAGUAUACAUCCUGGUGGCAGCGAUGUAAUCACAAAAAGGCAUGGAAAAGAUGUCACUACAAUUAUGGAAAAAGGUACACACAAGCAUAGUGAAAAUGCAUACAGAUGGUUAGAGCAACAUUAUGUUGGGGAUUUAGUGGAUGAGAAAACUGAAGAGGUGGAUAAGCAAGCACCAAGCUCUGAUAUAGUUAACUGGUCAAAGCCGGUUUUGUGGCAAGUUGGACAUUUGGGAGAGAAAUAUCAUGAUUGGGUUGAUAGUCCUGUUGAUAAAAGUCUCAGACUGUUCAAAAGUGAUUUUGUGGAAUAUUUUUCCAGUACUAGUUGGUAUGUGAUCCCGAUUGUCUGGAUACCAGUAAUAUUACUACUUCUUCUGACAACAUAUUGGAAUUAUACUGAAAUUUUGUUUUUCCCAAAUGUUCAAUCGCUAACUUUUUCAUGUUCAAUCCAUGUUCUCCCAUUUGCCUAUAUUGGAGGAAUCUUCAUGUGGACAUUUUUAGAAUAUGCUUUGCAUAGAUGGUUGUUUCAUGCUAGUCCUCCAGUUUCUUCGUACUGGCUUAUUACUCUUCAUUUUCUUCUUCACGGACAGCACCAUAAAGUUCCAUUUGAUAAGGGUCGUCUCGUCUUCCCCCCAGUGCCUGCAUCAAUUUUGGGCGGUAUGCUUUAUAUUAUACUCAGUGGCAUCCUACCCAUACCCAUACGUCACACUUUAUUAGCUGGCGUUUUAACAGGGUAUGUGGUUUACGAUCUCACUCACUAUUACUUGCAUUAUGGUAAUCCAUCGAAGGGAAGUUAUUUUUACAAUCUUCGGGCAUAUCACGUCAGACACCACUUUCAGUCUCCUGAACUUGGUUUUGGUAUUUCAAGCAGGCUGUGGGAUUACCCUUUCAACACACUUAUUGGAAAGAAUAAAAAAGCUGACUGAAUGGAUACUGAUUAAAGUAGAAGAGUUAUCCAAGUCCCCCCAUUUUCAUUAUGAAACAAUUCAUCACUUGAGUGGGCAUAUGGUUUGAUCUAAUUGAAAGAUCAUUGGCUUAAAUCUUCACUAGAACUAAAACUACUAACUAGUGUUGUAUGGCCCUUCUCAUUAGAACACAUUUUAUUUAUUCGACAAUUUGAUAUUUGCUCUUUGUAACCUAGAUAAUAUAGAAAAUAAUAACUUUAAUUAUUAUAAGUAGAAAUUUUUCAUACAAUCUUGAUUUUUUGUUUAGUUUUGAGUAAUUUGUAUCAGCUUGCAUUUGAUUGUGUGUUUGUUUUGUGCAGAAUAGCUCAACUGAAAUUGGAUCAGUUAUGCUGUAUUGUUUCACAGGAGCCUAUUACCUCAAAAAUUAUGCACUUUGAAAUGUUGUCUCCAAUGUCUUAAUUUAUAUACAUGAAAUUGUGAAUAUAAAUGAAUGCAAAAUGACUACAAAAUUGGGAUGAAUUCGCUUGUUUUCCUUCAUUAUUGUCUUGCCUCAGGGCACUUGGAUUACUAUGACAACAACAAAAAAUGUUUUGAAAAAACAUUGAAAUACAUAUAACUUACGGUAGAAAUAAAUAAGUACUUGAAUAAUACUAUUACAUUACUUACUCAAUUUGAAAUAUUAAAACAGUUGGUACUGAUUUAGAAUUUGGGAUCAUUGGCAUAUGCAGUUUGCUACGCUUUGUCUUCAUACAUGGGUAUACAUUAUUUCAAAUAGCAUUUGUCACGUUCAUUAAUUUAUUAUUAUUAACAUAUUGGAGUAUCACGUCAUACAUUUUAAAAAAUUUUGGUGAAAGAGGAAGGUAAGGGGAAAUGUUUAAAAAUUGAAAAAGGUAGAAAAUAUUAGUAUGCAUUUAAAUGCAUUAAGUAAUUAUUUAUUUCUCACUCUCAACAAGCAGCCACUUAAGAAGCUACUCAUUACAAAAAGUGGACAGUUUUUUUUUCAUUAUCAAAGUGACACGCAACUCCAUAAAAACAAAGCAUUAAGACAAACAAGCUUAAUAAGCAAGCAUAGCUGAUAUCAAUUCGAGUUAUGCUUGCCUCAGUCCAUAUCCUGCUAACUUAAAUAGACGUAUCUGUGUUGGCCACAGUUAUUUGAUUCUAACUGUGAGCCAGAAAUGGAUCCGUCCUAAAUGUUUUAAUUUAGAGACCAUCAUUUGUCUGUAUAAAUCCACUGGUAACUUCUGACUUUUCAAUGUAUAACUUUUUCUCACUGAUCUAGAAACGCAAUUGCAUUUUUCUUUUGCACAUUUUAAUAUUUAAAUGCAAGGGAAAGCAUUUAUUGCAAACCUAUGCAUGGGCAUAUUUAUUAAAAAAAGUGGCUAUUUCUAAACAUUUCAAAUGAUGGCGCGUCUUAACCUUCAAUAAAUAACCAAUCAAACUCAAAUUGAUCCCUUCAAGUAUGGAGCUUGAAGUAAUCGAAUCUAAAGGGACUGUUCAAUCCACAUAAUUUCCUAUGCUAAUAUGAAGUUUGAAUAAUACUAUUGUUUUAUCAAUUAUUUGGUACAGUAUGUUCCAAUCAACUCUUUUUUUAUAAUCUGUUAUUUGGAUUUUUUUUUUUGUAGAAAUUGAUGAAUGAAAAAUAUUUCCUGAUCCAACUUAAAGUGUGUGGUUAAUUUUACAGUAAACAAGGUGUAUUUGUCCAUUAUUGUGAUUAAAAUCCUAAGAUUUGUUUAUUUUAGAGAGAGAAAUAUUUGGUAAUAAAUUAGUUUUUUUAAUGGUUCAAUGGUCAUGAAUCGGGAAGGGAUAUGACAGUACCAAAAUAUUAUUUUCAAAUAUUUCCCUUGUUGGUAAGAGUAUAUUCAAACAAAAAGUAGGUAAUAGUACUUCCUUAUAUAUUGCAAUUUGCAAUACUACUAUUUAUAAGAAAAUAGGCAGGAAACAGAAUGGUGAUGUCCAAAACUUUGGGUGUCACAACUAGAUUGAGGAACAGUAGGCGUAGUAUAUAAAAUAUAUUUCUCAUGAAUUCCCAAAGUAAAAAAAAAAGCCAUUUGUACUUUCUUUAAUAAAAUUAUCUUUGUAAUUAAUGUUUUUAAUAAAAUAUCAUACUGUCUUAUUGUGUUGUUCAAGUUGUAUUUUUCGUUGGAUCAUUUUAGUGGCUUAUUCCGCAAUUAUCAUGCUAAAUGCCGUAUAUUGUUUGCAUUGUUUAUUGUUAUCCUUUUUGUUCUGUGUAUAAUGCUUAGUUCUUUUCUUGCGAUCAUCCUUCCCAAUCUCAAGUCAACUAAAUAUAAUAACUUUUACACACAGUUUAUAGCUGAUAUUCAUAUGUUGUUGGACAAUAUAGGUUUGAAAGUUUUGUACCCAUUAUCUUCUUUGUUAAGUGUAAGCCACAAUCAGACUGUCCUUAUAUUAUUGGAUAAUUGGUGAUCUUUCUUUUAUACCCUAAACAUGUGUAGAAUUAACUCUUUUAAGUAUUCGAUUUAUUUAAUGUGAAGCAAGAAUAAAAUAGAAGAUAUUUUACGAAUGCCUCAGAAAAAUUCCUAAUUAUCAAUACUGUUUUAAGUACAGAAAGUACUCUUUAGUAAAAAAGUAUUUUUCAAUUUUAAAACCAUUAAAGAUAAUAAUGUACAACAAUUCCCUAUCAAACAAUGCUCCCUCCCUUAUUUACCCCACACAUGUCUAGAAUUAACCAAUUAUUAAUAAACCCAUAUUCUAUAACUGCUUCGGUAAAAUUCAAAUUUGCCAAUACUGUUUAUUAAGCAAGUAUAAAAGUAUCUUGCGAGUAUAAAUACUUUUGAAGUUAAUAAUGUACAAUAAGUCACUAAAAAAUGAAAUGCUUGCACAUGAAUUUUCAAACCAUUUAUCCAUUCUUAUUCACAUUUAAUGCUUGUUGAAUGAAUUCUGUUCAAUGCUUGCUUCACUAUUACAGUAGUUAACUUUGGUGUAUCUACGAAUAAAUUCACAUUUGUGCUUCAUUAUUAUAUUAUGUAAUGUCCGUUUGUUUGAGGUAGAUUGCAUUUAUUUUUGUGCAACUGGAAUCAACUAAUAAAUCCACUCCCAAGUUUUUUUUUGUGUGUGUAUUGCCUAAUUGUUUUGCGUGGUGAUAUGUUUUCCCUUAAGUUUCUUUUUUUUAAUCAAAUUUGCAUCGCUUUUAAGGCACAGUUAUUCUAUAUGAUUUCAUUACUGUUUUCGGAGCUCUGUCAGUCAAUUCAGAAUUUAUUUUUAUGUAUUUAUAUAAUAAUGUGAGGGACAACUAAGACCCAUUUCUCAGUUUAUGUUGAGUAAUAUGUGUUACAUGGUGGAUCAUGGUGUUGCACAAGGUAUCCAGAUAUCUCUAGUUUGUGUAAUCAAUUUGAUGCUGUACUGUGUAAUAGAAAUAUAUUCGACACCCUAUUUUUUCGUAAAACAAAACACCAUAAUAAAUGGAGUUUUUGCAUUUUCAAUAUUAUUGUCAUUUGUCAAUUCAAUAACGUUGUUGGAUGUUCCAAAUAUUUUUUAUCUGGUUUUGCAACUUCUCUAAAUGUGUACGUAGAUUAAGUAACUAUUCGAAUAUUGUUCGUUAAAAAUUAUUGUAGUUUGAGUUCAUAGAUAUCUCCCUGAAUUGAAUAAUCGUGCUGCAUUAGUUUAGUUAUGCCUACAAAUUUUUCUGACAAUUUGCUCAUGUUUAGUUGCCCAUGAGACGUAGAUGGACUGUGCCACUGAAGCUUUAGUUUUGUGCUCCUAAAAUUUUCAUUGUUUUUAUGCAUGUAUACAUAUAUAUUAUAAUCUAUUUUGAGUCAACGUCAUUCCCGCUUCAUAUUUGCUUCACUUUUCCAUAAUGUUAAUUAGAUAUCUAGAUAUAAUUGAUUUUUUGGAAUUUUUAUUGUGUGAAUUGUGUCAUAUUUUUUUCAGAUUUCGUAAUAAAUAUUUUAUAGAAAUCAUGGUUUAUUCAUGGAUUGGUUACUUAUAAUCUGGCAGCAAUCUGCAAAGGAUGGAUGCAAAUUAUUAUGUCAGAUUUUAAGAAGAUAGAUUAUCAGAGAGGUAAAAAAGAUUAGUAUUAGGUAGGUAUGUUUAAAAGUAUAGUAAAAAUGAAAACCCCCCUAUUUGCAUUUUGUGAGUAGGGUAUUUUCAAGUUGAUAUUAUUGUUGUGAUGUACAAAUUGUCAUUUUUACUUUGAAAUCAGGUUUUAUCAGUACAGUGAAGAUGGUUUCAAAAUGCCAUACAUACGAUCCAAAAUAUCAAACAUUCUCGCGUAUUUGAAGUUCAGCGUUUAUUGAAAUGCAACCAUACUUGGUAACGUGUAUCCUAUUCUCCCAUACUGAAAAUCAUUUGGGCCCAGUCUAAAUUUAGAUAUUUAUAAUGUCUAACAACAUGGUACAGGAUUAUAGUAAUAGCAGACUCUGUUUAAACAUGGAUGUCAAUAAAUUGUGCAUCGUUGCACCGGUGUUGUGGAAUUUUUAGUUGAAUUAAAAUUGUCCAAGUGGUUAUAAAUGAUUACAACUAUGUUUUUCUAUUCAUAAUACCUGUUUCUUCUGUAUUGCAUUUAGGUAUAUAAAAAAUUGAAUUACUUGAUAGGGUUUUAAAUUAUACUGUUAUGUUAAAUAAGAAAAUCGAAUUGCUCAAUUUAUUCAAAAUACUUUGGGGGACUUUGCCUUGAUUGUAUAUCGAAUUAAGGCAUUAUGGGUAAUCUAAACAUCUCAUAAGAAGAAUUCCUUUAUUUCAUGGGCUACAUGAUUGUUAUGUAAAUAUUUUUAUAAUAUAGUGUAAGAAUACAGACAUUUUUCACAAGAUGUCAUUAUAUAUUUAUGGCGAUAAAAUCAAGAUAAAGCUUGUCAUAUUUAGUUGAUGUUUAUUCGCUCGCUCUACAAAUGAUUGAGUAAAACUUCGACGAGUGAUUUCUAAAUUGUCUGGUUGCUACUGAUUUUUUUUAGACCAUGAACUUAAAUGUAACCUUGUAAUAAAGUAGUUUAUUCAUGAAAUUCAUUGGUUUAUCAUGCUUCAAAACUUGUGAUGCCCAAGAUUUUGUCAUCAAAGUUCCUAAUAUUCACUAUGUUCUGUGUUGUCUGUGCUUUAUUACUGUUCUUCUCGAUGGAAGGAACAGGCUACAAAGUAAUGGAACAGUCACAUACGUUCCGAUUUGCAUCUUAUUAUCAAGAUAAUAUGGUACUUCAGUCUGAACCUCUUCGUGCAAUUUUAUGGGGAUAUGGCAUGUUGGGUGCUACAGUAGAGGUUUCGUUGAAUGUGUAUGAUGUGUACAAAACUGUUGUUAGAGAAAGUAUAAAUGGUACUGGAGUAUGGUCAGUUACUUUUAAUCUGCAAAUGGCUGGUACAAGAGGCACAAUCUCGGCCAGUCACAAAUAUAAUGGAGCAGUAGAAACAUAUUUCAUUUCGAACAUAAUUUUUGGCGAUGUUUGGAUAUGUGGUGGUCAGAGCAAUAUGGAAUUUCCAUUAGGUCAUAUAUUUAACUCCAGUGCCACAUUGAAAAAUGUUUCUAUGUAUCAUGAUAUUAGAAUAUUCACUGCUUCUCAAGUUACAUCUCCUGUCCCAUUGUAUGACAUGGUGGAUAUUGCGCAAGCUUGGGCUGUCCCUUCCGCAGUAAAUGCACAAUAUUUUUCAGCUGUGUGCUGGUUAUAUGCACAAAAUAUAUAUAACAAAAUAAAGAAACCAUUGGGUCUAAUAUCCAGUAACUGGGGAGGUACACCUGUUGAAGCAUGGUCAUCACCACAAGCACUUGCGAACUGUAAUUUGGAUAAAGUAAAUUCAUAUAUAAGUAUGUCUCCACAAUCUAACAGUGUGUUAUGGAAUGCUAUGAUUCACCCAUUGCUCAACAUGACAAUUUCAGGAGCAAUAUGGUAUCAAGGCGAACAAAAUGCUCAUUAUCAUAGAAAUACUUACAACUGCUCAUUUCCUGCUAUGAUAAAAGAUUGGAGGAAAUCAUGGUACAAGGCUACUAAAUCUCAAACAAAAUCUCAGUUCCCUUUUGGUUUUGUUCAAUUGUGUACUGUGGCGGCACCAAAAGAAACAGGAAGAUUUCCCUUAAUUAGAUGGCAUCAGACUUCUGAUUAUGGAUACGUUCCCAAUAAAAUGAUGCCAAACACAUUUAUGGCAGUUACUCUGGACCUCCCUGAUCCAAAUUCACCAUAUGGUUCUAUACAUCCAAGAGAUAAACAGGACGUUGGGUUUCGUUUAGCAACUGAGACAUUAAAGUAUGUAUACAAAGUUCUUGUUCAUGAUGAUGGCCCAUUUCCUGUCUCGGCAACUUUGAAAGGAAGCAACAUACUGCUGCAAUAUAAAUAUCCAAAUUUAAAAGUCAUAGGUAAAACAAAUUUUGAAAUAUGUUGCUCUGAAAGCAGAUGUGAUGUAAGCGAUUUGUCACCUAAAGGUUUUGCUGAAUGGCUCCCAACUGUGAUUAUUAAAUAUGAUGAACAGUUCGUCACUGUACAGGCAAAUAAGUGUUCUCACUUCGUGAAAAAAAUAAGAUAUUUAUGGUCUUCUACCCCAUGUGAAUUUAAAAAGUGCCCGAUCUAUGAUUCAAUGGAUUUUCCUGCUUCUCCUUUUGUUAUGAAUGUUGACACACAUUAGCUUAUCAACUAGGUUUAUGCAAAGAUAUAUUUUGACUCGCGUUAUUGCAGUAUGACAAUGGUUAAAGCUAAACUAACCACAUGUAUUUAUUUUUUUGUACUGAUAAAUUUCUUGCCACAAAUUUUUUAUAUUGUAUUUUGGUGCAAUUUUACUUUUAAUUUCAUGACUUAUUACAAUGUUCUCAA